UAACCUCCAUACACCUCGAGAAGGAAGAAGAAUGAAGCGCAGGGAACUUGGAGGAGUGAGGCAUCGCGUUGCUGUGACAUAGCUCUGCAGUGCAGACUUUAGUACAGUGUGUCCUCUGCUGCGGAGCUUCUCCGGUCCCGGUGCUGCGGUGUUCGCUCCUCUCCUUCCGGCCCCCACACUCCCAGUAACAGGCACCGGGUGGUGGAGAGGCGGCCGCCGGGUCAGAUCCCUGUCACUGACAAACUAUCCGCUCACCGCUGACACGUCUGUCCCGUCCGCUGCGGUGCUGCUAGCCCUUUAGCUAAAGUUAGCUAACCAUCCGUUGGGCGGUUAUGAUGACAAUAAAGUUAACAGAGACCCUCCACACAACUCCACGGGAACACGAAUAACAACACGUUCAGAGGAACGUCAGAAACGAGUUGCAGUGUUUUAUUUGGGGAAACUUCUCGCCCCCCACGCGGACUUUAUCCACGGUUUCCUCUCGCCGCCCGGACCGGAGCUAGCUAAUAUUGACAGAUGAUGCUGCUCUCCGCCACAACACGCCUCCUCGGAAGAGGGACGACCUUGCUCUCUAACCCCGUGAAGAGGAUCUGCGGGGAAAUGUCGACCUCCUCCCUGGCCGGCAAGCGCCUGCGGGUCCUGGUCGACAUGGACGGGGUGCUGGCGGACUUCGAGGGCGGGUUCCUGAAGAAGUACCGGGCGAGGUACCCGGCUGAGCCCUACAUUACCCUGGAGGACAGGAGGGGGUUCUGGGUGUCCUCGCAGUACGGGCAGAUGAGGAGCGACCUGUGUGAAAAAGCCAUCAGCAUCUGGGAGUCCAAAGACUUCUUCAUAGAGCUGGAGCCGCUGCCGGGAGGAGUGGAAGCCGUCAAGGAAAUGGCCAGGAUGGAUGACACAGAUGUCUUUAUUUGCACCAGCCCUAUAAAGCAUUACAAACACUGCCCAUAUGAGAAGUAUGCUUGGGUAGAGAAGCAUUUUGGCCAUGACUUUCUGGAGCAGGUCAUCUUGACCAGGGACAAGACAUUAAUCAGCGGAGACAUCCUCAUAGACGACAAGCCUGAUAUUCUUGGCGUGGAGUCCAAUCCGACGUGGCAGCACAUCCUGUUCACCGCCUGCCACAACAAGCAUCAGUCCCUCAGCCCCUCCCAGAGACGCCUCCAGUCUUGGUCGGACGACUGGAGGGCCAUCCUGGACAGCAAGAGGCAGUGAGGGACUCUUUCACCCAAGAGCCACGGCGGCCUGGCUUCCUCGUUAGUUUCUGGGCGGGGGG
Messenger RNA from Platichthys flesus (European flounder), 1270 nucleotides. RefSeq names its product 5'(3')-deoxyribonucleotidase, mitochondrial-like. The transcript has 5 exons. Lineage: Eukaryota; Metazoa; Chordata; Actinopteri; Pleuronectiformes; Pleuronectidae. The record is from RefSeq and is a predicted model, not a curated record. Gene Ontology annotation, molecular function: 5'-nucleotidase activity. Gene Ontology annotation, biological process: pyrimidine deoxyribonucleotide catabolic process. The coding region runs from base 517 to 1209 and encodes 230 amino acids.